AUGCAAAAUUCCGAAUGUUGUGAAGCCGGUAGAAAGAAAAGGAGCAACUACGCUGCCGCGAGCAGGGACUCCGGAGUUGCUCUCCGAGGCGCUCGCCCUGCCGCCCUGCUCGCCCUGCCGCCGCUGUUUACCCUCGCCGGUCGGUGUCUCUUUGUUGUGCUGGCUGGAAGGCAGGGGUGGCCCUCGGGGUCCCGAGUGGAGUUUGGGGGAGAGGACGCGGAGAGGUGCGGUCCUGCGUGGGAAGUGGGGCUGCCGGCGCGGGACUUCGGUCUAGCAGGGCCGCGGCCCGCUCACGGCCGGGCAGCCGCCGCGCGUCCGCCUCCUUUGUGCGGGCCGCCCUCCUCGGCCGCCGGGCCGCGCGGCGCCGUCCUUCUCCCCUCGGACUCCCGGCGCUCAGGUCGCCGCCACCAGCUCUGCUUCAGAACGACCCCUGGCAGCGUUGCGGUCGCCGUUCCUACCCCGGAAGGUCCGCCGCCUGCCCCACUCCCCGCCGGGGUAGUUUCGAGAUCACCCCCACCCCCAUCCCCACCCCCACCCCCACCCCGUCCGCCGCCGCUGGCCUCUCUGCCUCCGCCCCCUCUCCCCGCUCGGACUGCGGAGCUGAGUGUCCCCCCCACCCAUGUGGGCCUCUUUUCCUGCCUGGUGUAG
Chinchilla lanigera (long-tailed chinchilla) is the source of this 648-nucleotide messenger RNA. RefSeq names its product atherin-like. NCBI's taxonomy places the organism in Eukaryota, Metazoa, Chordata, Mammalia, Rodentia, Chinchillidae. The record is from RefSeq and is a predicted model, not a curated record. Bases 1 to 648 code for a protein of 215 amino acids. The transcript has 2 exons.